Harmonia axyridis is the source of this 3137-nucleotide messenger RNA. RefSeq lists its product as uncharacterized. The transcript is spliced from 3 exons. Lineage: Eukaryota; Metazoa; Arthropoda; Insecta; Coleoptera; Coccinellidae. Gene Ontology annotation, biological process: DNA integration. The coding region runs from base 16 to 978 and encodes 320 amino acids. The record is from RefSeq and is a predicted model, not a curated record. Gene Ontology annotation, molecular function: nucleic acid binding.
UGCAAUCAACGGUGAAUGAAUCACUGCAAAAAUCAGUUUUUUUUUCAAUUGAGAAAAUGGUUAACCAAUUCUUCAGAUCUCAUUGAACAUUUCAAUAUUGAUAUUAAUGUAAAGUCUAGCAUACUCAAUUUAAGCGUAAAUCAAAAUAGUAAAACUAUGGGUGUAUUUUGGAAUGCAUCGUCAGAUACAAUCGAAUAUAAUAUAAGUCAAGAGCUAGGUUACUUAAAGGAAAAUAAAAAUAUUACAAAAAGAUCCAUUCUAUCGGCAAUCAGCCAAUUAUUUGACCCUAUGGGCCUAGUAAGUCCCAUAGUCAUGAAAGCAAAAUUUAUUCUCCAAUUGGUUUGGAAGGAAAAGGAAGAUUGGGAUGAGCCAGUUUAUGAUAAUUUGAGGAAGAAUUGGAUUAAAUUUUUAGUUAAUUUACAAGAGUUAAAAAAUAUAAAAAUCCCGAGGCCUGCUUUGUUGCGAAAUGCACAAUCCUUAGAAAUUCAUUUGUUUGUAGAUGCAUCUGAAAAAGGCUAUGGCGCAUGUGUUUAUAUAAAGAAACAAAUUUCUAGCGGAAUCAGAUGUAAUUUAAUUUGUUUCAAGAGCAAGGUAGCACCUAUUAAGCAAUUGUCAUUGCCUAGACUAGAACUGUGCGCAGCGCUAAUAGGUUCUAAAUUAUUAGCCAAGGUUAAAGGUGCAAUAAAACUUGACUUUCAGAAAACCUUUUGUUGGACCGAUUCACUUGUCACCUAUCAUUGGAUUCAAGGCUCCCCAAACAAAUGGAAAACGUUCAUCGCAAAUAGAGUGUCAAAAAUACAAACUCUAACUCAUAUCAAUGAUUGGCAUCAUGUGAGAUCCAAAGAGAAUCCUGCAGAUUUGAUAUCUAGAGGCGCUAUUGUAAGUGACCUUACAAGAACAAACUUCUGGUUUCAUGGUCCACAUUGGUUAAAGCGCAAUAGUGAUGAAUACCCUUUAAAAAAGAUUACGAUACCUUGAAAGAAGUGCCAGAAGCGAAAAUAGUUUCAAAUAUUGCUCUCGACAAGUCCGAUUUUAUAUUCGAAAGAUUCUCUGAUUUGAAAAAAAUGAUAAGAGUAACUGCAUAUUGUUUGCGAUUCGUGAAUAACGCGAAGAACGCGAAUAAUUAAAUGUUUGGUUGUUUAGGUAUAAGCGAAAUAGAUGAAGCUUUUAAUGUUUUAUUGAGAUUAGCUCAGGCCAAGAAAUUUCUGAUUAAAGGCAAAAAAAAAUGCGUUGAGAGUUCGAGUCCACUCUUAGGUUUGAAUCCUUUUCUUGAUUCAAAAAAUAUUUUGCGAAUUGGAGGUAGAAUUUCUAAUGCAGACUUUGAUUACGACAAAAAGCAUUCAAUCAUUUUGCCAAAGGAUCAUCCAUUAACCAUAAAUAUAAUGUGCGAUGAACAUAGAAAACUUCUUCAUUGCGGACCUCAGCAAUUAUUAUUUAUAAUAAGACAAAAAUACUGGCCUUUAGGCGGUAGAACUAGUGCUCGUAAAAUUGUUCACAAAUGCAUUGAUUGUUUCAAGGCGAAACCUAAAACAUGCGAAUAUAUUAUGGGCAAUUUACCUUCUGAACGACUUUCCCAGGCAUUUCCAUUUUCCUAUGUAGGAUGCGACUACGCUGGUUCUUUCUAUCUUAAGGAUAGUAAGUCUCGGAAGCCGGGAAUAGUGAAGGCAUGGAUUUGUAUAUUUGUGUGCAUGGUGACGAAGGCGGUGCACAUCGAGUUAACAACUGAACUAACAACACAGGCCUUUUUUGCUUGUUUUCGGCGAUUCAUAGCGAGAAGAGGAAAGCCUAACACUAUUAUCUCGGAUAAUGGAACCCAAUUCGUAGGUUCCAAUAAUGAGCUCCUCAGCUUCUUCAAAGAAAACAAUGACCAAAUCAAUAGACAUUUUACCGAUAAAAGGAUAAUUUGGAAAUUCAUUCCACCAAAGGCACCAAAUUUUGGCGGAAUUUGGGAAGCGUGCGUUAAGAGUACGAAACAUCAUUUGAAGCGGGUAAUCAGCGGUUUGAAGAUUUUUCGACCAUAUUGUGCCAAGUAGAAUCUAUACUCAAUUCUCGACCACUUACCCCACUUUCCUCUAAUCCUGAUGAUUUAUCCCCACUCACGCCUGCACAUUUUCUGAUUGGACGACCCCUCACAAGCUUGCCCCAGAACAGUUUUUUAGAGGAUCCAGAUGGCAUUUAUUCUGGAAAAAAUGGAGCGUUGAGUACAUCAAUGGCCUUCAAGUGAGGCAAAAAUGGAAAAGCAACGGCCCCAACCUGUUAACAAAGGGAGCAUUAAUUCUGGUAAAGGAAGACAACCUACCUUCACUCAUGUGGAAAAUGGCCCGCAUAGAAUCGCUUCACGCUGGUAGCGACGGAAUAGAAUAGAAUAGAAUAAUGUUUAUUUUCCCAAAACAAAAUUAACAAAAAAAGUUCUAUACAAUCAGUAAAUAUAGUAUAAACCUAUUAAAAAUAAACAUUUUGUUUCCCACAAAAGUUCAAAACUUGUACGUGGGCAGUACCUAUAGAAAAAAUUUAUAACAAGAAUUUCGUGUACACAAAUAUCCAUAAAGAGAAAAAAAGUAACAAAAAUUACAAUGGUUACCUCAACCAAUUUUCACACAUUUGGAACAGUGAGUAUUAAAUGAAAUUGUUUCUGUUUGUGAACGUAUACCAGAAUGAUGACGGCUUGCUUCGAAUCCAUUUCUUUAUUUUAUUAUUGAACGCUGAUUUUGCCCUAGUAUCCUUAAUGUUCUUUGGGAGUGUAUUAUAAAGUAAAGGUGCCAGGUAAGUAUGUGAUUUUAAACCAAUAGUUUUCUUCGGCAUAGGUAAAGGGAUGUUUGGAGAUCUCAUAUCUUUUCGAUUUUUUGUAGGUACCUGUAGCUGAUGUUGGUGCAUAAGUAGGGCACGGGCGUAUAGUUGACGCACAGUAAACAUGUUUGACAACUCAUAUAGACUUUCUGUUGGAUUUUUCUGGGGAGAACUCUAUGAAGGUUGAAUAAUGGUCGGUCACAGUUGUAUGAAGUAUAGCAGGUUUCCAGUAGCAUUGGGAGAUUCCUAUUGAAUUCUUCUACAGAUGAACUUGGGGAUCUGUAGAUAGCGAUAAUCUGUAUGUUUUUAUUAAGUUUUGUUAAAUUGAUGACUAUUGCUUUCAUUUCUCC